This is a messenger RNA of Medioppia subpectinata, 2094 nucleotides long. Lineage: Eukaryota; Metazoa; Arthropoda; Arachnida; Sarcoptiformes; Oppiidae. The record is from the annotation of a GenBank genome assembly.
AUGAAUUGUGUCAUUCAACUGUGCUCGUUUGGUGUAAGCAAUCGAGAAAUACUGAAAAACAAUUCUGUCAUACAUUUCAAGUUUUUCGACAACAGUCUUACGCUUUAUAGCGAAGACAUCACUUCCGGACACAUCUCAUACAAAGUGUCGGCAAUUGAUUUGAAACAAAACAAAGUCACUGAUCAUAACGUGAAGAUAUUUGUGUUGAAUGAUAAAGAAAACCAGUUUAUACCGCAGGCACCGACCGGUCGGCUAUACAACCAUGGUGAAUUUGUUUUGUUUAGCAUCGAUGUGGCUAAUGUUGCGGCAACAUCAUACUUAAUUGAGUAUUACGGGGCGUCCGGUGCCCGGGAACUGUUGGCCACGAGCCAUAUCGUGCCCUUUCAAAAGACAGCCACCGAUGGUCUGACCACCAGUCCUGUCGUUGAUAGUAAAGGCAAUAUUAUUGGCAGUAUUAAUGUUAAUUAUUUGGUUAUUCGGCCGAUCAGUGGCUUCGAUGCCGACGUGAAUCACACCAUUGAUAUCAAGUCGGGCGCAAUGAUGGGUCACAGGGGGACGGGUGUGGGCAGGCGUACGGAUCUGAGAAUAUUCUGGAAAACACAAUUGAGGCGUUUAAUUAUGCCUGUCGUCACGGUUACAGGGGCCGAUAUGAUUGAGCUGGAUAUACAAUUAUCAAGCGAUAAAAUACCAAUAAUUCAUCACAACUUUGAUACACAACUCUACGUCAGAGAAAAUAUAGGCACUGAUUUAGCAAAACAAAAUACCGCGAUUAAAGAUCUAGCAUAUUCACAAAUGAAAAAGAUAAGUACUGUUGAGAGUAAAAACUUUGAUUAUGAGGACAAUCAGCCGUUUGAGACACUGAAGGAUGUCUUGGAGAAAAUGGAUGCGAACUGUGGUAUCAAUUUUGAGAUCAAAUAUCCGCAGACAUAUAGUGACGGUCACUGGGAGGCAGAGAAGCCGUUGGAAUUGAAUGAAUACAUAGAUAUCAUUGUGAAGGCAUUGUAUGAUAAUAUCGGCAACAGAUCCGGAAUCAUAACAUCAUUUCACGUCGACUUGUGCUCAAUGAUACAAUUAAAACAAAACAAACUAAGAGUAGCGCUCCUGACGUCAGGCGAUGUGAAGCACUGGGACCCGAAAGCUAAGCCCCUAUACGACCCGCGCGGCACUACUAUUCCGUUGGGCGCGUACUUCGCUGAGGGUAUGGGUUUGGACGGUAUGUCUAUUCUGGCUAAGGAUCUGUUGGCCGACAAAACACUUAUACCGUUUGUAAAGUCACGCAAACAACACGUAUACGUCUGGGGCGACCAAAUCAAUAAUCGACAGGUCAUCGACCAGUUGGUCAAUAACGGCGCCGACGGACUUAUAAUGAACAAUUGUCAAUCUAUGUUGGUGAUAUUGGCAUAUCAUUCAGUUGUGAACGUGGAGUGUAAUCUUACGCUUUAUAGCGAAGACAUCACUUCGAGACACAUCUCAUACAAAGUGUCGGCAAUUGAUUUGCACCGAAACAAAGUCACUGACCAUAACGUGAAGAUAUUUGUGUUGAAUGACAAAGAAAACCAGUUUAUACCGCAGGCCCCGACCGGCCGGGUGGCCAAUGUUGAGGCAACAUCAUAUCUAAUUGAAUAUUACGAAACGUCCGGUGCCCGGGAACUGUUGGCCACGAGCCAUAUCGUGCCCUUUCAAAACACAACCACCGAUGGUCUGCUGACCACUCCUGUCGUCGAUAGUAAGGGCACUCUGAUUGGCAGUACUAAUGUUAAUUAUUUGGUUAUUCGGCCGAUCAGUGGCUUCGAUGCCGACGCGGAUCAGACCAUUAAUAUCAAGUCGGGCGCAAUGAUGGGUCACAGGGGGACGGGUGUGGGCAGGCGUACGGACCUAAAGGAGAAUAUUCUGGAGAACACUAUCGCGGCGUUCAAUUAUGCCUGUCGUCACGUGGAAUACAGUGAUAUAGGAGCCGAUAUGAUUGAAUUGGAUAUUCAUUUAUCACGUGAUAAAAUACCAAUAAUUUAUCACGAUUAUGAGACGCAACUUUAUGUCCGAGAAAUAAGUACUGUUGACGAUGGAAUAGCAGUUAGUGCCAACCUCCUUUUCUAA